Molecule: messenger RNA, 4680 nt
Organism: Arctia plantaginis
Lineage: Eukaryota; Metazoa; Arthropoda; Insecta; Lepidoptera; Erebidae
Source: the annotation of a GenBank genome assembly
AUGAAGUGGUUUUUAUUUGCUGUUUCAUCCUUAAUUGUGGCAAUAGUUUCUGGACAAUCAGAUUCAGAACCCCCAGAUGCAUCGACGUCAGUGACAGUCACCACAGUCCAGGGCACGGUGAAGGGAUUUAAGGCAUUGGAUGGUGAAUAUUUUCAGUUCUACGGCAUCCCUUACGCUGAUUCUCCUGCUGGGGAACAUAGAUUUAAGGCACCUAGAGCACCACCGUCAUUUGAAGGUAUAUUUACUGCAAAUCAAAAAGAUAUAAAAUGUGUAAGAGCUUUAGGCGUUGGAUACGAAGUUGAUCUAAUCACCUUAUCACCUAUGGCAAAUGGUUUGAUAAACAAAGCUAUCGCUCAAAGUGGCAAUGCUGUGGCACCGUGGGCGGUAUCAAGGGAUAACUUGAAAUAUGCAAUACAAAUUGCUGAAUCCCUUGGUCAUAUAAUAACCGAUAUUGAUGAAUUAUCAGAACUUUUUACAAGAAUAAGUGCAGCGGCUUUAAUGGGAGCUAUCAACGAGCUCGAUAUACUUAACAAUGCUUUAGCUUUUGCUCCUUGUGUAGAACGAGAAACGUUAGAAAAUUCUGAACCUUUUCUUACUCAAACCCCAUCUCAAAUUCUGGAGACUGGCAGUUUUUCGAAGAUUCCUUUUAUUACUGGUUUUGUGGACACUGAAGGAACUAUUCGUGCUCAAGUAGCCUUGGAAGAUGAUUGGUUACAAAGAAUGAAUACGGAAUUCGAAAGUUUUAUACAGUCUGACUUACAGUUUGAAAGUGAAGAAGAAAGGUCUGAAAUUGCGAAUAAAAUAAGAAAAUUCUAUUUCCAGGAUGAUGAAAUUGAUUUAUCAACUAUUGGCGACUAUAUUGCAUAUCAUGGUGACACCAUGAUAUUGGUUUCAAGUAUUAGAAACGUUAGAGCUCGAGCAAAGGCGUCAUCUCCCUCAACUUAUUUAUACCAAUUUUCAUACAGAGGAGCAAAAGUCGAACCUUCUGAGAACCCUCUAGAAAUAGAGACGGCUGGUCAUGGUGAAGAAUUAUUAUAUCUGUUUCACGGCAAUCCUGAAGGAGCAUCAAAUACUGAUUUAAAUAUUGCACAAAUACUUGUAGAAAGAUGGACCAAUUUUGCAAAAACUGGUAAUCCAACGAGUGAAACGUCAUCUGAGAUUUGGCAACCAUUUACUACGAAUAAUGGUCACUACCUCCGCAUUCUUGCUUCUGAUGAAAUACAAGAUACAGAAAGUGCACCUCUACAAAUGCCAUUCAGUACCCCUCAUCCGCAAACUUUAACAUUUUGGGAUGAAAUAUACAGCAACCACUUUCAGGACGCUGAAAGUAACUGGAAUUUAAAUGAAAGAGAUGAACAAGACACUACCACUUCUGAACCCGAAGAAGAUUAUUCUACCACUUCACCACCCGACAAUGAUACUACUGACGCACCCGAUUCCGCAUCAACAGUUGUUGGAUACACUUUCUUAAUUAUGACUCUAUUUUCUAUUUUGAAUAGAUUUCACUUAUCAGUAUUAGUCUCCCAUCCAACAAGUGAAACAUCGCCUCAGGUUUGGCAACCAUUUACGACGAAUAACAGUUACUACCUCCGCAUUCUCGCUUCUGAUGAGAUACAAGAUAUGGAUUAUGCAUGUUUGGAAAUAUGUUUGGUAAACCCUCAUCCAGAUACCUUAACAUUUUGGGACGAAAUAUACAGCAACCAACGUAAAGAUGCUGAGAAUAAAUUUAGUUUGAACAAAAGAAGAGAAGCUUUACAACUCUACAAUGAAGAUUCUAUCACUCUAAGACCAAAUGCAGCCCAAAUUACUUCCGAUAAUAGUGACGAAAUUCUUACCUCUUCAGGAUCCGAUGAAGAUGACCGUAUCACUUCAGGACCAGAAGAAGGAGGUUUUUUAACUCUAAGACUUGACAAUAAAAGUUUUAUUACUUCAGACCCUGGUGAAGAAGAUUCUGGCACUUCAGAACCUAACGAAAAAGACCUUACCACUUCUACUUCAGGACGAGACGAAGAAAACUCUACUAGUACAGAACCUGACGAAGAAGAGUCUGCAAGUCCGAGACCUGACGAAGAAGACUCUGCACGUCCAGGACCUGACGAAGAAGACUCUGCUAGUCCGGGACCAGGUGAAGAGGAUUCUGCUACUACAGAAUCCGAUGAAGAAGAAUCUACUAGCCCAGGACCUGAAGAAGAAGACUAUACUAGCCCAGCACCCGACGAAGAAGACUCUACCAUUUCGGGACCUGACGAAGAAGACUCUGCAAGUCCGAGACCAGACGAAGAGGAUUCUGCCACUACAGAACCCGAUGAAGAAGACUCUACUAGCCAAGGACCUGAAGAAGAAGACUCUACUAGUCCAAGACCCGAUGAAGAAGACUCUACAAGUCCAGGACCUGACGCAGAAGACUCUGCAAGUCCAGAAUCUGACGAAGACUCCACUAGUCCGCGACCAGAUGAAGAGGAUUCUGCCACUACAGAACCCGAUGGAGAGGACUCUAUCACUUCAGGUCCCAAUGAAGAAGACUCUUCUAGUCAAGGACCUGACGAAGAAAACUUUCCUAGUCCAAGACCCGAUGAAGAGGACUCUGCAAGUCCAGGACCAGACGAAGAGGGUUCUGCCACUACAGAACCCGAUGGAGAGGACUCUACCACUUCAGGACCCGACGAAGAAGACUUCACUAGUCCGCGACCAGAUGAAAAUGAUUCUGCUACUACAGAACCUGAUGAAGAAGACUCUACUAGCCCGGGACCUGACGAAGAAAACUUUCCUAGUCCAAGACCCGAUGAAGAGGACUCUGCAAGUCCAGGACCAGACGAAGAGGGUUCUGCCACUAUAGAACCUGAUGAAGAAGACUCUACUGUCCCAGGACCUGGCGAAGAAGACUCUGCAAGUCCGAGACCAGAUGAAGAUGAUUCGGCGACUAUAGAACCUGAUGAAGAAGACUCUACUGUCCCAGGACCUGACGAAGAAGACUCUGCAAGUCCGAGACCAGACGAAGAGGAUUCUGCCACUACAGAACCCGAUGAAGAAGACUCUACUAGCCAAGGACCUGAAGAAGAAGACUCUACUAGUCCAAGACCCGAUGAAGAAGACUCUACAAGUCCAGGACCUGACGCAGAAGACUCUGCAAGUCCAGAAUCUGACGAAGACUCCACUAGUCCGCGACCAGAUGAAGAGGAUUCUGCCACUACAGAACCCGAUGGAGAGGACUCUAUCACUUCAGGUCCCAAUGAAGAAGACUCUUCUAGUCAAGGACCUGACGAAGAAAACUUUCCUAGUCCAAGACCCGAUGAAGAGGACUCUGCAAGUCCAGGACCAGACGAAGAGGGUUCUGCCACUACAGAACCCGAUGGAGAGGACUCUACCACUUCAGGACCCGACGAAGAAGACUUCACUAGUCCGCGACCAGAUGAAAAUGAUUCUGCUACUACAGAACCUGAUGAAGAAGACUCUACUAGCCCGGGACCUGACGAAGAAAACUUUCCUAGUCCAAGACCCGAUGAAGAGGACUCUGCAAGUCCAGGACCAGACGAAGAGGGUUCUGCCACUAUAGAACCUGAUGAAGAAGACUCUACUGUCCCAGGACCUGGCGAAGAAGACUCUGCAAGUCCGAGACCAGAUGAAGAUGAUUCGGCGACUAUAGAACCUGAUGAAGAAGACUCUACUGUCCCAGGACCUGACGAAGAAGACUCUGCAAGUCCGAGACCAGACGAAGAGGAUUCUGUCACUACAGAACCCGAUGAAGAAGACUCUACUAGCCAAAGACCUGACGAAGAAGACUCUACUAGUCCGCGACCAGAUGAAGAUGAUUCGGCCACUAUAGAACCUGAUGAAGAAGACUCUACUGUCCCAGGACCUGACGAAGAAGACUCUGCAAGUCCGAGACCAGACGAAGAGGAUUCUGCCACUACAGAACCCGAUGGAGAGGACUCUACCACUUCAGGACCCGACGAAGAAGACUCCACUAGUCCGCGACCAGAUGAAGAUGAUUCUGCUACUAUAGAACCCGAUGAAGAAGACUCUACUAGCCAAAGACCUGACGAAGAAGACUCUACUAGUCCGCGACCAGAUGAAGAUGAUUCUGCUACUACAGAACCCGACGGAGAGGACUCUACCACUUCAGGACCCGAUGGAGAAGACUCUGCAAGUCCGGGACCAGAUGAAGAUGAUUCUGCCACUAUAGAACCCGAUGAAGAAGACUCUACUGUCCCAGGACCUGAAGAAGAAGACUCUGCAAGUUCAAGACCAGACGAAGAGGAUUCUGCCACUACAGAACCCGACGGAGAGGACUCUACCACUUCAGGACCCGAUGGAGAAAACACUGCAAGUCCGGGACCAGAUGAAGAUGAUUCUGCCUCUAUAGAACCCGAUGAAGAAGACUCUACUAGCCAUGGACCUGACGAAGAAGACUCUGCAAGUCCGGGACCUGACGAAGAAGACUCUACAAGUCCAGGACCAGACGAAGAAGAGUCUACCACUCAAGGUCCCGAGGAUGAAAACUCUACCACUUCAGGACCCGACGACGACGAAAUGUAUACGAGUACAACUCUAGAACCUAACGAAAGUGUUUCUACAACUGAAGCACCCGGUUCUGCAUCAAGAGUUGGUGGUUACACUUUCUUAAUUAUGACUAUAUUCUCCAUUUUAGAUAAAUUUCAUUCAUCAGUAUUAGUCUACUAG